AUGGCUAAACCAGACACUAAGAGGCACAGCGAAACACUGAAUGGUGCCACCAAUGAACUAGUCAUGCAAGAGGUGGUCAGCACCAGUGAUAACCACGCGGUGAAUGUGGUUCAGGAGGUGGAUGAGUGUCAACCGCCACCACCGAAACGGCCACUCAAUGGUGAUUCGCGCGAAGACAUUGACCACAACUUCAAGUUCAGCGAUCGGCCCACUCUGGAGGAGUUGCAUGCAAUGCACACCCGGUUUGUGAGGGACAGGGAUUGGGAUCAGUUUCACAGUCCGAGGAAUGUGUUGUUGGCGCUCGUGGGCGAAGUGGGAGAGUUGGCUGAGCUGUUCCAGUGGAGGGGCGAGUGUCCCGUCGGACUCACCGACUGGUCCGCCAAAGAGCGCACAGCCCUCGAGGAAGAGCUCAGCGAUUGUCUCAUAUAUUUGCUCCGAUUGGCCGACAGGUGUCGAGUGGAUCUGCCGGCGGCUGCCGUCCAGAAGUUGGCCAAAAAUGAAGCCAAAUAUCCGAUCGAUAAGGUGUUCGGCAGCUCCAAGAAGUACACCGAAUAUCAGUGA
Molecule: messenger RNA, 561 nt
Organism: Oppiella nova
Lineage: Eukaryota; Metazoa; Arthropoda; Arachnida; Sarcoptiformes; Oppiidae
Source: the annotation of a GenBank genome assembly